AUGCAAGGUGUCCUGUAUAACCCACCCCUUGUUCACGUUGUAGCUCUUGGCUUCAAGUGCGCAGCAAGUGACGCAUCGGUCGAAGGCACUAACGAGAGGGACGAUGAGCAAAGCCUGCGCGCUGGCCAGAGACGCUGUCCGACCAAGGGUGCGAGCCACACAGAGCUGGCUCGUCUCUUGCGCAACACGUGA
This is a messenger RNA of Peronospora matthiolae, 192 nucleotides long. The record is from the annotation of a GenBank genome assembly. NCBI's taxonomy places the organism in Eukaryota, Oomycota, Peronosporomycetes, Peronosporales, Peronosporaceae.